Messenger RNA from Lucilia sericata (common green bottle fly), 701 nucleotides. RefSeq lists its product as uncharacterized. The transcript is spliced from 8 exons. NCBI's taxonomy places the organism in Eukaryota, Metazoa, Arthropoda, Insecta, Diptera, Calliphoridae. The record is from RefSeq and is a predicted model, not a curated record. Bases 308 to 658 code for a protein of 116 amino acids.
AAUAAAAAAUUGUUUGUUUACAUUGAAAUGUAAAUUUUUUUAAACAAAUUUGUGAAAAAAAUGAGGAAAACUUUCUUUUUGCGCCAAAAUUGGUGUCAAUUUUGGCUUCAAAAUUGCGAUUUCGGCGCAAAUUCCUCAUUUCUGUUGUGUCAUUUAAGAGUAGUAGUUGGAGUUUUGUAAUUUUUUAUUGGCCGCAGAAAAAAACAAAACAAAAAAACAGCAACAUGAACCGCAAAUGUGUUAAGGAUUGUCCAGGAGGGGAGAAUCUUCACCGCUUUCCGAAGGAUCCGACAAGUGAACUCCGUGCAUGAUUUGGUCCAAUUGGUCCAUUAGCUUCAGGCACUUGAGGGUAUUUACCGCUGAUCCAGGAGAGAUUUGGUCCAAUUCGUCCAUUAGCUUCAGGCACUUGAGGGUACUUACCGCUGAUCCAGGAGAGAUUUGGUCCAAUUCGUCCAUUAGCUUCAGGCACUUGAGGGUACUUACCGCUGAUCCAGGGGAGAUUUGGUCCAAUUCGUCCAUUAGCUUCAGGCACUUGAGGGUACUUACCGCUGAUCCAGGAGAGAUUUGGUCCAAUUCGUCCAUUAGCUUCCAGAUAUUACUUACCAUUUUUCCACAAGGUACAACUUCGUUGGAGUUCAUUUUUGUUAUUUUUUUAUAAAUAAACAAAAAAAAAUAAAAAAUUGUGAAAAUUUUUCAAUAAA